AUGUCUUUCUACUUUGACGACGAUGAUGAAAACGAAUUCUAUGGCUCGCAAGGAAAAUCGAUAAAGCAAGAUGAUGAUGCUUUUUUUUGCGUGAGCUGUGGAGGGACAGAGUCGUAUAUGGACGAAACUACAGGUGUUCUGACUUGCACAGUUUGUUUCACGCAGUCCCAGAACUUUGUUGCACCUUCUCAAAUGGAGAUGGACAUGGAAGAUGCCAUGGGGCUUGCCGGGAGAAAUCGAGGUGGACAGCUCAUUGAAACUGGGAAUAGACAGAGGAAACGUAGGCGUCCUGGAAAGAGUUUGGAAGACCACGACUCGACAGUUCGACUGCCAGAGGCCCUGCAAUGUAUCCAAGGGAUGCAAAGGAUUCUGGAAGAGUCUACUAGAAUAGUAUGCAGUUUGGCUGGGGAAAGGGAUAGCUUUCAGUAUGUGCUAUCGACAGUCAAAGAUAUGUGGCAGGCGUAUUUGUUAUCGUGGAAAGAAGGGGCAGAUCAUUACGGAAAGAUCUAUCCAGAUGUUCGAUUUUCCUUUCGAGAUCACUUUCUCGACAGCUUUCAAAGGUCCGCCCUUUCAAAAACUUUGAGCUAUGUGGCUGCAAAGCGAUUAAAACAACAGAUCAUGGACGAAGAAGCAAAAAUCAUUUCUGAAACUUCCAUUGCGAGUGUAGGUUCGUGUGAACAGCAACGUUUUGUGAACUUUGCCGUCCUGCAAAGUGAUGGCGACCCUGACGGCGACCCCGAAGAUUCCCAGUCUUGCUGUAGUGAACAAACGACUGAAGUGCUUCCGACGUUAUCACGCAUGGAAUCUGAAAGAUCUCAAAUGGUGCAAGUGAUUUGCCGCCACCUGAAACAAAAGAAAGGGGCGUCACUUGUUGGCCGUAAAGAAGCUGCAUUGAUGCUACAACCAAACAUGACAAUGGUCGUGGCAAUCUUGAGUAUUGCGGCAACUCCGAUCGGAAUUACGGUGAAUCAGAUUCUACGGUGGAUUGAAAAUGGGUCGUUGCCGUUGCGAAAUGGAUUUUCCCUGUUGAGCGACAGUGACAAGGAACCAUUGAGGACCAUCACGAGUUUUUUCAAUCUACCUACUUGCCCAGCAGUACAUUUAGUUGACAGAAUGGUGCGAAACUUUCAUCUAGCCUGUGGAUUCAAGCAGAGAAAAAUCGUCCUGCACACGAAAUCAAAUCGACGUUUUGAAACCGAUGCAUCAAAAUCGCACAAACCAGGUCGAACCAUGAUACCAGCUCAUAUACCUGUCAUAACCGCAAGUUUGGUUAGCGAUCUGGGCUUCAACCAACAAGUUUUGAACUAUGCUCUAUCCAUCAUGGGAAAGUCAAUUCUCUAUGAACGUUACGAUGAGAAAAUCACUCCAGUUGAUGGUGACUUUGAAAAGUUUUGGCUCCCUCCACCAUUAAAGAAAGCACGUCUCGAUUUGAUUUUAGACAUCAACAAAAUUCUUGGGGUAAUAAUUGUGGCCUGCAAAUUCAUUCCUGGUUGGGAUAAUAUGUCGUUUGAUGAUCCAAAUGGAGCCUCGAAUCUAGACUCUGCAAAGUUGGUUGUUCCAACCACAGCUUAUGGAUUCCAAUUCCUUAAGACUGGUCGUGCUUUUGAUGGAUAUUUGGAUUUUGUUGAAACAAAGGUAUUGAACAGUGGCACUGUUGAAGAAGUUAUACUAAGUUUUGCAAAAUCUUUGAGGACUCAGCCCGAAAGUCAAUCAGUACAAGAGUCUCCACAGAAAUUUCUGUUUUCCAGAACUGUAACGAGUGUAAAAAGAAGAUACAAUGCGGAAGGUACACACAAAUAUCUGCUAACACGAAGGCCGUCCGCAGUGGGAACUCUUGCGUGGCAAAUGGAACCUCCAAUGGGACCGUUGGUUGAAUACAUUGCCAACAGGACAGCUACAAACCCAAUUGAUAUACUAGAUUUUGUGGCUGACCUGGAUGAAGAAGUUGAGCGAAAGUGCAAGAAGUACAAGAAGGGUGAACUCUGA
Molecule: messenger RNA, 1986 nt
Organism: Cylindrotheca closterium
Lineage: Eukaryota; Bacillariophyta; Bacillariophyceae; Bacillariales; Bacillariaceae
Source: the annotation of a GenBank genome assembly